UUAAUGUCAUGAGUUGACAAACAUCACAUUUCACAUUACUUUUAAAUUUUAUUUUUCCGCUUAAGAAGCUCUAAGAUUUAUUAUGUGUGAAAUUAGGAAGGUGUAUCUUUUAAUCGCGACGGUUAUCACUGGGGCGAUCGGCAUGGGCAUGAUUUCGCUCGGGCAAAAUAAAAUGAUCGAAGCUGGCUUUCUCGAUGCUUUUCUCAGUGAUCAUAUCCAUUUAGGAAGGACAUUUAUCAGCGUGGGGAUGAUGCUCAUCGUAAUAGCGUUGGUCGGGAUGAUCGGGGUUUUAUUGCACAUCGACAUCAUGCUCCAAAUAUACGCGGGUCUUAUGUUCACGCUGGUAAUAACGCAAAUCUUGAUUGGCUUUAUUAUAUUUUAUCGCAUGGAUCUCAUCCGCCAAACUCUCAAUAAAACACUCGAGGUAAAGUACCAGAACUACGAACUGUACAAAGCCGAAAUAGACAGACUACAGAAGAUCAGUUCAUGCUGCGGUAUGUCCGGUCCUAAAGAGUGGAAAAUAAAGGAACUACCAUCGUCUUGUUGCGGCCGGGAAAAUGGUAGUUGCCCUGUAUCGUCGGCGUACAGUUCUUCUUGUUCGGAAGAAGCGGGAAGGCUACUUACAUAUGGCUUCUACUUCGUCGCCGUCCUCUGCUUCAUUCUCGUAGUGUUUGAAGUGAAAUGUGCCCUUUGUGCCUGUUGCAUGACCGAUCCCUGCGCCCUGUUUUCCUGCAUUACCGGAUACCACAGGAAAAAGAAAAAAGACUCGGAAACCUAAAGCUCAAGUGAUCAUCUAGCAUCUCGAGUAAGUCUGAUCAGAACCGUAAGCUCUGUAAAAUUCGUCAGUACGAAUAAAAAAA
This is a messenger RNA of Cimex lectularius (bed bug), 860 nucleotides long. RefSeq names its product 23 kDa integral membrane protein-like. The coding region runs from base 83 to 778 and encodes 231 amino acids. Gene Ontology annotation, cellular component: membrane. Lineage: Eukaryota; Metazoa; Arthropoda; Insecta; Hemiptera; Cimicidae. The record is from RefSeq and is a predicted model, not a curated record. The transcript has a single exon.